Molecule: messenger RNA, 1590 nt
Organism: Striga hermonthica
Lineage: Eukaryota; Viridiplantae; Streptophyta; Magnoliopsida; Lamiales; Orobanchaceae
Source: the annotation of a GenBank genome assembly
AUGAUUUUGAACUUGACACUAUUUCUGAGCAUAAUAUGGGCUCUCAAUUUACUCUAUGGCGAGUGGUUUGCAUAUUUGGUGCCUUCACUGUGGACCUGUUCUUGGCCUCAUCUUCAACACUCUUCUUCUUCUUCGCCGAAAGGAGUUGAUUAUUCGAGUGAUUAUGUGAAAAUCGCUGUUGUGACAGACCCCCAGCUGAUGGAUAAAACUUCUCUGCCUCUUGCCCCGAAAUCACUUGCUCUGGAGAUUGCUCAGUUCUACACGGAUUUAUACAUGCGGAGGGCUUUUAUCUCGUCUGUAUUACCUUUCAAACCAGAUGUUGUUUUGUUUCUGGGUGAUUACUUUGACGGGGGAUACAAGCUGUCAGAUGACGAAUGGCAGGAAUCUUUGGGCCGUUUCAGACAUAUUUUCAAUCUGAAUAUGCUUCAGAAAUCUUCGAAAUUAAAAGUAUACUACCUUUCUGGAAACCAUGACAUUGGGUACUCAGCUUUCAUCUCUUGGAAGCCAGAGAUUGUCAAACGCUAUGACAGAGAAUUUGGUGCUAGGAACUUCAAAGUUAAAAUCGGGAAAGUGGACUUCAUUGCAGUGGAUGCACAAACUUUGGAUGGCCUUCCACAAGGUAAUUUCACAUCAGAUACCUGGAAAUUCGUAAAAAAUGUAUCUGAAGAUACUUCUUCUACUCCAAGGGUUUUGUUGACUCACAUUCCCUUAUACCGGCCAGACUGGACUCAUUGUGGGCCCCAUCGUUAUUCACCAGUCAUCAAUCAGCGAAUUAACCAUGCAGAUCGGGAUCAAGAAAUACUGUAUCAGAAUUACAUCACUGAAAACUCUUCAAAUGCCCUCCUUGACCAAAUCAGACCCGCACUAGUCCUCUCGGGCCAUGAUCAUGAUCAAUGCACGGUAAUCCACAAGUCGAAUAAGCACGGUCCAGUCACUGAGCAUACUGUAGGAACUGUGAGCUGGCAGCAAGGCAACUUGUAUCCUUCUUUCAUGUUACUAUCCGUCAGUAAUUCAGUAAAAGCAGAUGGAUCCAAUUCAGAAGAAGAUUAUAUAUCCACUCACCUUUGCUUUCUUCCCAUGCAAAUGCAUAUCUACUUAUGGUAUUUAACUCUGUUUGCAAUGACCCUUGUUAUUGUCCUCCUUUGGCCAGCAAAUGAAGUUCUCAUCUUCAAAAAGCUUGGCAAUCUAACGGUUUCUGUCAGAAGUCUGUAUAACAGCUUGAUUAGUCGCGUGAAGGAGAAAAACGAAGAUGAUAAUUGUGAGUACGAAGAGAUUUGGGAUGCAGAAGGGUCUAUGCACCUUAUCAAGAAAACCAAAAAAGUUCCGCAAACGUCCUUAACCGAGGGCUCCUCGGUUGAGAGGGGCAAUGCCGUGAUGCGAUCAAAAGCUCGGAAACAGACGGCACCAGAAGUAGACGAGUCGAAUGCAGAUGUGAGUAUACAUAUUGGUUCGACUGCUAGAACAAAUAGGUCGAAAGCGAAAAUGAUAAUCUGGAGAUUAGUUCGAGCAUUGAGAGCACUAAUCACCAUUGCUGCCUUCAAUGUUCCCCUUUAUGUGUUGCUGGUUUUCAAAGAUUGGAUUGACAAAUGA